Daldinia caldariorum is the source of this 3806-nucleotide messenger RNA. RefSeq lists its product as uncharacterized. Lineage: Eukaryota; Fungi; Ascomycota; Sordariomycetes; Xylariales; Hypoxylaceae. The transcript has 6 exons. The record is from RefSeq and is a predicted model, not a curated record. Gene Ontology annotation, cellular component: membrane. Gene Ontology annotation, molecular function: ATP binding; ABC-type transporter activity; ATP hydrolysis activity. Gene Ontology annotation, biological process: transmembrane transport. Bases 290 to 3679 code for a protein of 1129 amino acids.
AGCUACGCUACCUUACUUACUACUGCACUCCUGUUACUCGGACAGGAGUAACCAUAUGCAACCUUCACAAUUUCGUCGAGCCUGCUGCUGCUGUCAAUCUCUUCUUCCAUUACCCUAUUUCAAUAACUCGAGAGGACUUGGAACUAACCAUAAACCAUCCAGGACAUAUCUAUUUAUUCACCGCUUCUUCAUUGUUGAUCUGCACUGAACUCGCCUUAGCUCAUACAGCUAUUUCCAGACCUGUACACGAUCUGGACUCAGGCUAUUCGACCAGGUAGCGGCCGAGAGAAUGACGGGACUGGAGCUGCAGGGUGUGCAGGCAGCGCUGCAUUAUAUCUACCCCCUUGUGGUGUUCCUAUACUUUGCCAUCACCUCAGCCGUUGCUAUAUGCACACUACAAACCUCGGACUCGAAGAAGUCAACCCACGUUCGGCGCAAGGUUAUAUAUUACCUUCUUUGUUUCUUCAUCAGUACCUUCGUUCUUCAAUUUAUUGUCAAGAUAAUUGAGAUUAUCGUAUGGGGACGAUGGCCAUCCCAGGACACAGUUAUCGGGUUACUAUCCUGUAUUCUGAUCUUUGGAAUCCAGCAGAAUAGUCUCGGGGACGGUUCCGAUACCGUCUGGUACCCUUUCUUUGGAUCGUGGCUUAUCGCGUUCCCAUUUGAGCUUUUAAAUGCUGCGCUCCUAUUUAUCGCAGCAUCUGAGCCGAUAGUAACGACCCCAAAAACUAGUAACAACUCAGCAACAUUUCUCCGACUGGACGCCUCCAUCGUUAUCGCUCGCAGCGUUCUUGCCUUAGCCGCUAUUUUAGCAUAUUUUGUUUGGCGAGAAGAUGGGGUCGAUGAAGAUGAUGACGAGGAGCGAGCCCCUCUGCUUCCCAAACCGGGUCAACGAGCGAAUGGUGUCGACACAUCUACGGAUAGCGGCUAUGGGACCAACUCGGAGGGUACAAAUACAGAAGCGACUAACACAGAAGCAGCUAACUCUCCCAGAGACGUGGAAUCGCCAUGGGAACGUCAGCAGCGCAUUUCCCGCGAGAAAAUUGAGAAGCGUUUGAAGAAUGAGGGUAGCUGGAUUGCGUACGCCAAGGGAUUUCUCAUCUUCUUUCCGUACAUUUGGCCUGUCAAGAAUCGCCGUCUCCAACUCUACGCUGCUCUCGUGGGACUCUGCCUGUUGGCUGGAAAUGUGCUCAAUUUCCUGAUUCCUCGGCAGUAUGGUGCCGUGAUGGAUUCUUUGAGUGGAGUUUCCAAAAGUAACCCUUGGGUUCAGGUCGCAAUCUUUGCUGCACUUCGACUUUUAGCCUCCGAGGCUGGCAUUAACCUCUUGAGGCAGAUGUUGUGGUUGCCUAUCGAGUACUACUCCGAGGAGGCCCUCACAGCAGCCGCGUAUUCUCACAUUAUGAACUUGUCCUCCGAGUUCCAUGAUUCUAAGAGCUCAUCGGAUCUAAUAGUGGCUAUUUCGAAUGGUACCUCCAUUUCGAAUAUGCUAGACUCGAUAUGUUUCCAAGCAUUGCCGAUGUUGAUUGAUUUGAUCAUUGCAUUCACGUACCUGUCGACAAAAUUCGGGCCAUACGAAGGGUUCAUUACCAUCGCAACUGGUACUGCGUUCAUCCAAGCUGCCACUCGCAUUAUUGCAAGCUUCAAGGAGAAGCGAAAGAUGAUGGUUAGGACGUAUUUCGAGGAGCAUUAUAUCCGCCAGGCCGGCAUCCAAGGUUGGCAAACAGUCAGUGCAUUCAACCAAAUUCCGUACGAAGAAAGACGAUAUGGCGUGGCAGUCAAUUCUCGCGUCUCAUCGGCGAAGUCUCUGUAUUAUAGCUACCUCGUUGGACACGCUUUUCAGUACUUAAUUCUUCUUGCGGGAUUACUGGCCGGUGCGUUCUUAGCUGUAUAUCAAAUUACUAAUGGCCAGGCUACUGCUGGCGACUUUGUCAUGCUCUUGACAUAUUGGGGUCAGCUCACAUCGCCUCUACGCUUUUUCUCUCAGCUCGGAAAGAACAUCAGCCAGGAUCUGGUGCAUGCCGAAAGGCUUCUUGACGUAAUGACGACAAAGCCAACCGUAGUUGAGAAGCCCGAUGCCAAACCCCUGAAGCUCAAGGGUGGUAAAGUUGAGUUCCGGAACGUCAGUUUCAGCUACGACAAGAAGAAGGACAUCUUGAAGAGCGUGAAAGUGUCCGUUCCAUCUGGUACCACUGUGGCAUUUGUUGGCGCCACCGGGGCUGGAAAGUCAACUAUAUUGAAGCUACUUGAUCGUUUUUACGACGUAACAGGUGGCUCUAUCCAAAUUGAUGGUCAGGAUAUUCGAGAUGUAACCAUCUCAAGUCUGCGACAGUCCAUUGGUAUUGUCCCGCAAUCACCGAUCCUUUUUGACGAUACUGUGAUCAACAAUAUCAGAUACGCUCGGUUAACAGCUACAGACGAAGAGGUUUAUAGCGCCUGUAAAGCAGCAGCAAUCCAUGACCAUAUAAUGGGCUUUACGGAGGGCUAUAAGACUCGCGUUGGUGAGCGUGGAGUAAAACUAUCUGGCGGUGAACUGCAGCGAAUUGCGAUUGCACGUGCUAUUCUUAAACAACCUGAAAUAGUGCUCCUUGAUGAAGCAACUAGCUCCGUCGAUACUGAUACGGAGCAGAAAAUCCAAGACGGUCUUCGCGCUCUAUGUCAAGGCCGUACUACAUUUAUCGUAGCGCACCGUCUUUCAACUGUUAUGAAUGCUGAUACUAUCUUCGUCGUUGCGAAUGGGGAGAUAGCUGAACAGGGAAAUCAUGAAGAGUUGAUUUCCAAGAAGGGUAAAUAUGCCGAGCUUUGGUCCAAGCAGAUCUUCCUUAAGCCUAAAGAAUCAAAGGAGGACAAGCAAAAUGAAGAAGCCACUAGCGAUAGUGUAAUUUCCUUAGGCGCUAUACAGACAGAUGGGUCUGUCGACGAGCCGGCAAAUGCUGUCGACGCCUCGAACGGUACCCAGGCACCGCGACCAGUAUCUACGGUCGAGAAUUCUCCUGUGGCAGGGAAGACUAACGGACAGGUUGUGAAAACUCCUAAUGGGCAUAAAAAAGAGGGUUCAAGGCUGAAUCCUGGUGCUCCGGAGUUCACACCUCGUUCUGCAGCAGAGCUACAUUUAAAUAAUACAUCCCCUAUGCGAAAUAGCUGGGCCGAGGACGUCGAAGAAGAAGCUGGACCAUCUGUUAGCGCGCCACCUGUGGAUUCCGAUUCCUGUUCUGUAUCUACCGCUGUAAAGACUUCCGAGACGAUUAUCCAAAGCAAAACUGAUGAUGCCGUUUCGCCUCUCAUACCUCCUGAGUCCGCCGCGCAACCAACGGUAUUUGACGCACCUAACCCGAAGCCUCGCCGAAACACCCUUCAAUCUGUAUCUUGUCCCGAACCAUCGCCACUUUGUUUUUCGGACAGCCCGACUCGCUCCGUUAGCCAACCCAUGCCCACGCCUACAAAACCCUCUCGACGAGAGGGUAAGACACCACGGGAGCAACAGAAACCCUCGCCAUCCUCUCCCGAAGUUAAAUCAUCUGCUCAAGGUCAUAGCAAGGGCAGAGGUGCCUACCGAGGCCGAGCCCGCGGUCGCUAUCGCGCUGGGAGGGGUCGAAAACGAGGUCCAACUAGCCCUAAGUUAAGUCACAAGGAGAAUGCGGGACUCUCGCAAAAACGUGGAGGCUCUGUCUCCCGUGCAAAGUAACCCGGCGUUUCGAAUUGUGCUUUCCAAUGAUGCAUUGUUUCUAUUCCAUCUCUCCUUGAUUGCGAAUAUGUAUCCCAUUUUCCUGCGCGCAUUUUUACGUUUCUGGUUGUACAUACUUAUUCUUAUG